Messenger RNA from Colletotrichum higginsianum IMI 349063, 315 nucleotides. RefSeq names its product Mitochondral 37s ribosomal protein. Gene Ontology annotation, cellular component: mitochondrion. The record is from RefSeq and is a predicted model, not a curated record. The transcript has 4 exons. NCBI's taxonomy places the organism in Eukaryota, Fungi, Ascomycota, Sordariomycetes, Glomerellales, Glomerellaceae. The coding region runs from base 1 to 315 and encodes 104 amino acids.
AUGAGUGUCCCACGCGCGAGGUUACUGGACCUCAUGAAGGCUCAAUGCGAAGUCUUCGCGGCAACUUUCAACCCUGAGGGAGUGCGGACGGGAAACAAGAUCCUGCGCCAACGUCUGAAGGGACCUUCCCUCGCAUCCUACUACCCUCGCAAGGUCCUUACCGUCCAGGACGUCCAGAGGGAGUUCGGUCCUGAGCUCACAACGAUCGACUUGGAGGAGCUGGACCGUACGGAGCACAUUGCUGGUCUGAAGGCCAGAGGAAAGGGUGCACCCAAGAAGAAGAAGACGAAGACUGAGGGGAAGAAGAAGAGAUAA